AUGGCAAACAAAAUGCCCAUGGUGGCACCCAUAUACCUUCCCGGAAAGGAGCCCUUGCCACCUGGACUUACAGAAGAACACCGCGAGCAGUUGAGACAAACACUCAAAUACCAAGGCUAUGUGGUAUCGGCCAUGGAAUCAUGUGUUGGUAAGGCUGCUAUAUCUGGUGUCCUGGGAUUCGGAUUGGGUGCAUUCUUUAGCCUCAUGAGCGCAUCUUUUUCCAUCGACGACCCUCUUCGCCAGACAAUGAUUGACAGAGCCGCUGCAGAACAGGCGCAAAAACUACAACAAGAAGAAGAGGCGAAAAAAGCUCGCAUAUUGGCGAAUGGAUCGAAAUCAAUCAAUGCAACUGUUCAAGCCACAACUGCCUCUACUAAUGCAAGUGUAAAUACACCGAAAAGCGCACUAUCCUCUACCGGAAUCGCAAGUAAUCUAGGCCAUGCUUCCAAUGCACCGCUUCAACAAGCCGCCCCGAAGACGGCCACACAGAAACUCCUCACGAAGCUGCCUGGUAGUAGCUAUUUCAAAGAUUUGCCACCGCCACCACCACAACUGCCAGCCCAAUCGAUGCAGAGUACAAAGGAAUUUUUCAUUCAGACAGGUCGCAGCAUGUACAGUAGUGGCAAGGGCUUCGGAAAAGUUGGUGCAUUGUAUUCAGGGAUCGAGUGCUGUGUCGAAAGCUAUCGCGCCAAAAACGAUAUGGUGAAUCCAGUUUUGGGCGGUUUCCUGGCAGGCGGUAUCCUCGCAAGGAACACUGGUCCCAUGACAGCAUUUAGCAGUGCGAUGGCCUUUGCAGCAUUCAGCGGAGCGAUUGAUCUAUUUCUCAGGCGUGAGACGAAAGAUGAAGACUAA
Messenger RNA from Malassezia globosa CBS 7966, 852 nucleotides. RefSeq lists its product as uncharacterized. Gene Ontology annotation, molecular function: transmembrane protein transporter activity. Gene Ontology annotation, cellular component: TIM22 mitochondrial import inner membrane insertion complex. The record is from RefSeq and is a predicted model, not a curated record. Lineage: Eukaryota; Fungi; Basidiomycota; Malasseziomycetes; Malasseziales; Malasseziaceae. Gene Ontology annotation, biological process: protein insertion into mitochondrial inner membrane. Bases 1 to 852 code for a protein of 283 amino acids. The transcript has a single exon.